Messenger RNA from Hansenula anomala, 744 nucleotides. RefSeq lists its product as uncharacterized. The transcript has 3 exons. Gene Ontology annotation, cellular component: nuclear speck. Gene Ontology annotation, molecular function: RNA binding. The record is from RefSeq and is a predicted model, not a curated record. Gene Ontology annotation, biological process: mRNA splicing, via spliceosome. Lineage: Eukaryota; Fungi; Ascomycota; Saccharomycetes; Phaffomycetales; Wickerhamomycetaceae. The coding region runs from base 1 to 744 and encodes 247 amino acids.
AUGGGUUUCAAAAACACUUUAUAUGUUAAAGGUUUCUCAAGAGAAACAAAAGCUAAAGAUCUAGCCGUUGACUUUGAAAAAUUCGGUCCUUUAGUCAGAGUUGACUUACCUCCAACCAAAACUCCAGAUGGUCCACCAUUUGCCUUUGUUGAAUAUCAAGAAUUACAAGAUGCUGAAGCCGCUUUAGCUGAAAUGGAUAACAAACCAUUCUCUUUAGAUGAACAUGCUAUUUUGCUUGUUCAAUGGGCUAAAUCAGAACCACAUCCAAGUGGUCAAGGUUUCAGAGGUGGCCGUGGUGGUUUUAGAGGUCGUGGUGGUUUCAGAGGUGGCUACGGUGGUAGAGGUGAUUACGGUUAUGGUGGUUACGGUGGUGGUCGCGGUGGCUACAGAGAUGACUACAGAGAUAGAGGUUAUGGUGGUUAUGGUGAUCGUUAUGGAAGCCGUGGUGGUUAUGGUGGUGGCCGUGGUGGUUAUAGAGAUGACUACAGAGAUAGAGGUUAUGGUGGUCGUGAUUCAUAUGACAGAGGCUACAGAGACGAUUACAGACCAAGAGAUGGUGAAAGACCACCAAGACCUGAAAGAGAUGAAUACACCGGUAGUGGCCAAAGAAGAGAAAGUGCUGAAGGUCCAAGAGAUGAUUACAGAGGCUACAGAGAUGAUAGAGGAAGAGGUAGAUCUGACGAAGAUAGCUAUGCUCCUCAAGACAGACCAAUCUCAAGAUCAAGAAGUCCAAGAAGAGAUUAA